UUGUAAACUUCCUGUACACGAACUAGUCUAAUGUUGGCAUAUUUUUCAUGUUUACGCAUUCAAAUUAAUAGUGAAUCAGUUUUCGAGAGAAAAAAUGACAAAAGUAGUAUUUCUUCAUCCUGAUCUAGGGAUCGGUGGCGCAGAAAAGGCUGUGAUAGACGCUGCAAUAGCUUUGAAAUCUAGGGGACAUAAGGUGGAAUUUGUGACAGCUCAUCACGAUCCGUCCCACUGUUUUCAGGAAACGAAAGAUGGCAAUCUGAAAGUGACAGUCGCUGGAGACUGGUUGCCACGAAGCGUUUUUGGACGCUUUUAUGCAUUAUGUGCUUACUUCCGGAUGAUAUAUGCUGCCAUUUUCCUUGUAUUUUUCAGUGACAUUUCGUAUGAUGUAAUAUUUUGUGACCAAAUCUCUGCUUGUUUACCUGUUUUACGAUGUUCCAAUGCUAAGGUGAUAUUUUAUUGUCACUUCCCAGACAUGCUUUUGGCUAAGCAUGAUAGUUUUCUCAAGAAGAUUUACAGAGCACCAAUAGAUUUAGUGGAGGAAUGGACAACUGGAAUGGCACAUUGCAUCUUAGUAAACAGUAAAUUUACAGCUUCUGUCUUCAAGAAAACAUUCAACAGUUUGACAAGAUGUAGCCCAGCUGUUUUGUACCCAAUACCAGACUUCUCAGCAUUUCAAAAGCCUAUCGAACCGCCAACUGACAAUCUGCUGCCUUCUCACAAAAAAAUGGUGUUUCUUUCUAUCAACAGAUAUGAAAGGAAAAAGAAUCUUGCUUUGGCUGUACAAGCUUUUGGUCAGUUAAAAGAGAGAAUUUCAAAGUCAGAAGGAGACAGCAUUCAUCUUGUAAUGGCCGGAGGUUACGAUGAAAGAGUUACAGAAAAUAAAGAACAUUACCUAGAGCUUCGGCUUCUUUGUGAAAAACUUGGCAUCACAGAUGAUGUUACUUUCCUUCGCUCAAUUAGUGACUCUCAGAAACGGACUCUUCUCAAUCAUUGUGACUGUCUGUUGUACACUCCUGACAAAGAACACUUUGGUAUAGUUCCAAUAGAGGCAAUGUUCAUGAGAUGCCCAGUAAUAGCCUGUAACAGUGGAGGCCCACUUGAAACAGUUGUUGAUGGUAAAACAGGCUUUCUCAGGGAGGGUAGGCCAGAUCAGUUUGCAGAAGCAAUGGAGCGAAUUGUUGAUGAACCGGAGUUAUCAAAAACAAUGGGUGAAGCUGGAAAAAAACAUGUUGAACUAAAAUUCUCCUUUAAAACCUUUACUGAUCAGUUGGAUAACAUUGUGCUUGACUUGAUCAGCUAAUUAAUGCAUUCAUAUCUUUAAUAAUAGGAAAUAUGAUAUGUGCAAAGAAAUUAUGCAGAUAUUGUGAAUCUCUUUUAAUACCAUCUAAAGGAUUUGUAAUAACUUAGUUUCAAUUAAUAUGUAUGAAAAAGUAGAAUGCUAGUUUAAGAAUACUACAAACAAAAAAACAUGCUCUCAUUUUGUUAUCUGAUCACUUCAAACAGAAUUUACAUACACUGUUAUCAUAAUUCAAGUGUAAGAAUAUUUAUUCCCCCCGAAAGGAGGCCUUAAGUUUUCACACUGUUCCUCUGCUCUCUCUUUUUUAUACCCCCAACAAACGAAGUAUAUUUAGGGAUGUGAUUUGUCCGCGAAUUCGCGGAAUUCCGCGGAUCUUAUGGCCCAAGAGACCCCCCCCCCCCCGAAAAAAAAAUAAAAAAAAUAAUAUUUUUUUUACCUGAAAAAAAAUAUUUGGUUGCUUUCAGUUGUUUAAGUUAAUAUUCCAGUAUGCUUCAAAUUUAAAGUCAGGAGAGCCCUCAAAAGAGCUUCUAAAAAGCCUUCUUCUACAGCAGUGCGCUUUUGACCCAAAGAGCGCCCCAUAAACACAUAGCCGAAAAUGUUUCAGCCCUCCGGCUGCCAGGUCAAUCACAUACCUGAUAUAGUCACCCUGUGGUCGGUCGGUCCUUUGGUCGGUUUGUCAGUCGGUCCGUUGCAAUUUCCUUGUCCGGAGCUGGAUGGAAUUGGAUUAAACUUCAUUCAAUGAUAGAGCAUGAGAGGAAGUGCAGUGUACAAUAACCAUAACUCUAUUCUUGCUUAUUACUGAGUUAUUGAUUUUUGUUACUUUUUUUUGUCCGGAGUAUAACUUGAAAAGAACUGGAUGGAUUUCAUUGAAACUUAAUACAAUAGUAAAGCACAAUGAGAGGAAGUGCAGUGUUCAAGAACCAUAACUGUUCAGCUUAUUACUGAGUUAUUGCCCUUUAUUUGUGUUUUUUGCUGUCAAUUUUAUUUCCAGACAUUAACUUGCAAACUACUAGAUGGAAUUUUUUAAAACUUCAUACAAUGGUAAAGCACAAUGAGAGGAAGUGCAGUGUACAGGAACCGCAAUUCUAUUUCAGCCAAUUACAGAGUUAUUGCCCUUUGAUACUUUUUUCUUGUCCAGAGCAUUACUUGAAAACUAUUGGAUGGAAUUUAAUUAAACUUCAAACAGUGAUAGAUCCUAAAGAGAGGGAGUGCAGUGUACAAGAACCGCAAUUCUAUUUCAGCUUAUUACAGAGUUAUUGCCCUUGGUUACUUUUUCUUGUCCGGAGCAUAACUUGAAAACUAUUGGAUGGAAUUUAAUAAAACUUCAUACAGCGAUAGAUCAUAAUGAGAGGUAGUGCAGUGUACAGGAACCACAAUUCCAUUUCAGCCAAUUACAGAGUUAUUGCCCUUUGUUACUUUUUUCUUGUCCGGAGCAUGGAUGGAAUGUAAUGAAACUUCAUACAGUGAUAGAUCCUAAUGAGAGGGAGUGCAGUGUACAGGAACCGCAGUUCUAUUUCAGCUAAUGACAGAGUUACUGCCCUUUGUUACUUUUUCUUGUCCGUAGCAUAACUUGAAAACUAUUGGAUGGAAUUUAAUAAAUCUUCAUACAGUGAUAUAUCAUAAUGAGAGAAAGUGUAGUGUACAGGAACCGCAAUUCUAUUUCAGCCAAUUACAGAGUUAUUGCCCUUUGUUACUUUUUUCUUGUCUGGAGCAUAACUUGAAAACUACCGGAUGGAAUGUAAUAAAACUUUAUUCAAUGGUACAGCACAAUGAGAAGGAGUUCAGUGUACAUGAAUCACUACACUUUUUUAGCAAAUUACAGAGUUAUUGCCUUUUUCUGUGUGUUUUUUUGUCAAACUUUUGUCCGGAGAGUAACUUGAAAACUACAAGAUGGAAUAGCAUAAAACUUCAUACAAUGAUAGAUCAUAAUGAGAGGCGGCGUUCGGGGGUAUUAAUCACCUUCAGUGAUAGCUCUAGUUUCUUUCUGGUUAUCCAAUUAUUUUAGCCAUAUUUUUAAUUAUUAAUGGUAAUUCAACCAAUACCACAAACUUCACAAAAUUAUAGAGCAUUGAGAAGGUGUGACACACAAUCAUACAAUUCUUGCACUCAUCUCAAAGGUCAAGGUCACACUAGGUGGUCAGUGUUGCUCAAUAUGGGUUUUAUUGCAAUACGUUUGUGUUAGACAGAACUUCUUUACCAUUAAUUGGAAAUCAAACUUCACAUAAUUAUUGAGCGUAAAUUUCUUGCCAUCAUAUCAAAGGUCAAUGAUGCACAAUAUGGAUUUCAUUGCAAUACUUUGUGUCUCAGAGUUAACUUUUUAAGAAUUUAUGGGAAUUUGAUCAAACUUUAAAAGAAUUGUAUAGCAUCAUUUAAAGCAACUGUGCUCCAGAUGAUCAAUUUGCAAGAAAAAAAGAAAAUUGUCGAAAACUGCCAUAAACUUGGUAUUAAUGUGUACAAUGCAUUGAAACUUACUAACUGAAGUGCUAUGUCAGCCGAUUAGAGUAAGCCUUCGUUGCUCAGUUGAAACGACGCUGGACUACUAUUUUGGCGACACAGGUUCGAACCCGGUCUCCGACACAUUUUCAAAGCGAUAUCAAAUUUUAUUAAAUAAUUGUCCUGAGAUUUGUUACAGAAAAAAACUUUUUUUGGUGCCAAUCUGGUGUAAAGUCCCUUUAAAGCUACACUCUCACAGAUUGAACGUUUUGACAACUUCUUUAAUUUUUGUCUUGAAAUGAGCCCAUUAUUGCGAAAAUGCAUGGACACCAGUUAUAUAAGACUGCUGACAAAAAUUAGAUCACAGAUUUUUAUAUUUAAGUUCAAAAAUUGAUGUUUUUAUGCCAUAAAACAUUCAUUUUCGAACGGAAAUAUGAAAAUCUGCGAUCUGAUCUUUUGUCAGCAAUCUUUUAUCAUCGGUUUGCAGAUAUUUACACAAAAAUCUGCUCUUUCCAAGUCAAAAAAUAGUUGUAAAAAAGGUAUAUUUGUGAGAGUGCAGCUUUAAGAGUUCGAUGGGAAAGUGUGUUGCACAUAAAAUUUCACCGCAAGGUCACACUUGGAGGUCAGUGUUGCACAAAAUAGAUUUCAUUGCAAUACUUCAUGUAUCAGCUAUAACCUUUUAACUAUUAAUGAAAAAAUAUUCAAACUUCACUUAAUUGUAAAGCAUCAUAGGGAGGUAUGCCUCAUCUUAAAGGUAUCAAAUGAAGGUCAAUGAUGCACAAUACAGAUUUUAACGUCAUCCAAAACUAAUCCAUUAAUGGGAAUUUAAACUUCCAAGAAUUGUACAGAAUAACUUUCUUACAAUAAAUGCGAUUAUAAAAAGACCUUCUUUUCAACAUAAAUAUCAUGUAAUACAUACAAAUGGCCAUCAAGCAGACACAAGCUAAUCAGGGACAUUUAUGUGUCAUCUCUUGUUAGUUAACAUUAUCAUGUAUAAAAACAUUUUUUUGUUAUUUUGAUAUAUCACAUGUAUGAGGGCCAUGUAAAAAGUAUAUAAACUUUAUUUAUAACUCGUCAAAAUAUUUGAGAUUUUCUAAAGAUUUUUUGUGGCAUUUAUGACUUCCUGUCUAUGGCUUUGCACAGGGUUGUCAAAACCAACUGACAUAUUCAAACAAAAGGAUAUUCUGAGCACAAAUCAACUUGGGGAACAAAGACAUAUGACUUAUACACACACAAACCUGAAGUUAUGAUAAAUAACAUGAAUACAUCUAGUUAAUUCAUUAAAACAUUAUUUUCCUCAAACUUUUUCUCCAUUUAUGAUGACAGGAUAAAAACUCUUAUUUGACUGAAGUCAAAAUAUUAUCAAAAUGCAACUUUAAAGAUAAAUGGAGGUCAUUUGUGGUUGUUGGGUUGCUCUGCUUGUUCUACCAAUAUAAUUGCAUCAAUCAUAAUACAUGUACUGAAAUGAACUAUUAAGAGAUGAGAUUUGUGUUGUAUAAAUAAAAUUAAAAAUUAAUGUUUAAAGCCUACAUAUAUAGCCUGUAUUUAUUGUUUUCUUGAUAGAUUUAUUAAUAAAUUGUAAUUGGGGACA
Messenger RNA from Mya arenaria, 5321 nucleotides. RefSeq names its product alpha-1,3/1,6-mannosyltransferase ALG2-like. Gene Ontology annotation, molecular function: alpha-1,3-mannosyltransferase activity; GDP-Man:Man(1)GlcNAc(2)-PP-Dol alpha-1,3-mannosyltransferase activity. The record is from RefSeq and is a predicted model, not a curated record. The coding region runs from base 95 to 1300 and encodes 401 amino acids. NCBI's taxonomy places the organism in Eukaryota, Metazoa, Mollusca, Bivalvia, Myida, Myidae. The transcript has 3 exons.